GGGCGCGGAGCGUGGGAGCCAUGGCGCGCGAGGAGGAGCGGGACCCCGAGCGCCGGGAGGCGGCGGCGGCGGCGCGGGCAGGCGGCGAGGAGGAGGAGGAGGAGGAGGGCGGGGAGGAGGGACUGAGCGAUAGCGACGACGAGGGCGACGGCCAGGAGGAGCCGGGCAGCGGCGCGGAGGAGGAAGAGCAGGCGGAGGCGGCGGCCGGCCGGGAGCGCAGCGAGGACCCGCGGCUGCUGCGCGCAGGGCUGCCUCCCGCCGCCGUCGCCGCCGCGGCCGCCCGCUCCAGGAGCGGCCGCCGCCUGAGGAUGCCGCCGGCCGGCGACGAGGACCGCGCGCGCCGCCGCCGCCGCCGCCGCCGCCGCGGGGACCUUCUGCUGAGCCAGCUCUGCUUCCUAGCCUCGGUGGCGCUGCUGCUCUGGUCGCUGUCGAGCCUGCGAGAGCAGAAGGAACUUGACCUCAUGGACCUCAUCGGGGAAGACAGAAAGUGGAUGGUGGGGAGGAAACUAAUGCAGGUGAACGACACUCUUACUUUCGAAGAUGCAGGACUCCGGAGCAGCAAGAACUGCACUGAGCCAGCCCUGCAUGAAUUCCCCAAUGACAUCUUCACCAAUGAGGACAGAAGACAGGGAGCUGUGGUCCUGCACGUGCUCUGUGCCAUGUACAUGUUCUACGCGCUGGCCAUCGUGUGUGACGACUUCUUCGUCCCCUCCUUGGAAAAGAUCUGUGAGCGUCUGCACCUCAGUGAAGAUGUGGCUGGGGCGACAUUCAUGGCGGCAGGCAGCUCAGCCCCAGAGCUCUUCACGUCGGUCAUAGGGGUCUUCAUCACCAAGGGAGACGUGGGCGUCGGCACCAUCGUGGGCUCCGCUGUGUUCAAUAUCCUGUGCAUCAUUGGGGUCUGUGGGCUCUUCGCAGGGCAGGUUGUGGCUCUUUCCUCCUGGUGCCUGCUGAGAGACUCCAUCUACUACACGCUGUCUGUGGUCGCGCUCAUCGUGUUCAUUUACGAUGAAAAAGUCUCCUGGUGGGAGUCUUUAGUGCUUGUGCUGAUGUAUGUCAUCUACAUUGUCAUCAUGAAGUACAACGCUUGCAUACAUCAGUGCUUCGAGAGGAGGACCAAAGGUGCUGAGAACAUGGCCAACGGCCUGGCCAACAACGCCGAGAUUGACGACAGCAGCAACUGUGACGCCACCGUGGUGCUACUUAAGAAAGCCAAUUUCCACCGCAAAGCAUCAGUGAUCAUGGUGGACGAGCUGCUGUCAGCCUACCCACACCAGCUUUCUUUCUCCGAGGCCGGCCUGCGAAUCAUGAUCACAAGCCACUUCCCUCCCAAGACCCGGCUCUCCAUGGCCAGCCGCAUGCUCAUCAAUGAGAGACAAAGACUGAUCAACAGCAGGGCCUACGCCAAUGGGGAAUCCGAGGUGGCCAUCAAAAUCCCCAUCAAGCACACCGUGGAGAACGGGACAGGGCCCAGCAGUGGCCCAGACCGGAGCGUGGAUGGGCCUCGGAGGGACGAUGUGGUUGCCGAGGCUGGCAGUGAGACAGAAAAUGAAAAUGAGGACAGUGAGAACAACGGCAAUGACGAGGAGGAUGAGGAGGACGAAGAGGACGAUGAGGGACCAUACACGCCCUUCGACCCCCCCUCUGGCAAACUGGAAACAGUGAAAUGGGCGUUCACCUGGCCGCUGAGUUUCAUCUUGUACUUCACCGUCCCCAACUGCAACAAGCCUCGCUGGGAGAAGUGGUUCAUGGUGACGUUCGCGUCCUCCACGCUGUGGAUUGCAGCCUUCUCCUACAUGAUGGUGUGGAUGGUCACGAUCAUCGGCUACACCCUGGGCAUACCGGACGUGAUCAUGGGAAUUACCUUCCUGGCCGCCGGAACCAGUGUGCCCGACUGCAUGGCCAGCCUCAUCGUGGCCAGACAAGGCAUGGGCGACAUGGCCGUGUCCAACUCCAUCGGCAGUAACGUGUUUGACAUCCUGAUCGGCCUGGGGCUCCCCUGGGCUCUGCAGACCCUGGCUGUGGAUUAUGGAUCCUACAUUCGACUGAACAGCAGGGGGCUAAUCUACUCAGUGGGCCUGCUCCUGGCCUCUGUCUUUGUCACGGUGUUCGGCGUCCACCUGAACAGGUGGCAGCUGGACAAGAAGCUGGGCUGCGGGUGCCUCUUCCUGUACGGCGUGUUCCUGUGCUUCUCCAUCAUGACGGAAUUCAAUGUCUUCACCUUUGUGAACUUGCCCAUGUGUGGCGACCACUGACCGCUGGGCCACCCACAGAGGCUGUUCCUCCUUUUCUGUGCAAUACGAGACCCGGCCACACCCCGAGUCACACAGGCCCCACAGGGCCGUGGCGUCCGUCUCCCAAGCUGUCCACAGGCCUCGGCUCUUGUCCGGGUGACCCAGACCCUCUCCGCCCACUCCUGGGCUCCCCUUGUCUCCCUGGGUCCUGCCUCCCACCCUCUUGCCCGCCCACCUCUUCCUGCCUCCUCCCUGCGAAGACAUCCAACACCCACGUGAAUUUUCCAGCUCCGUUUCUGAACCGUGACUGAGAUUCUAGAAAAACAAAAAACAAAAAACCACAAAACUGGCUGCUAACUGGCCCGAGCCAGGCACAACUUCUUAACAAUCCCUCCUCCUUUUUUUUUUAAGUUAUUUGCCGGAAGACGAACCUAAUUUAUGAGCUGAGACUGUUGAGGAAGUGGAGGAGGGGGGCUGUUGGUGCGCUGGUGAUGGGGAAUGCUUGGGAUUGCAUUCUGGGUAGAUUGUGGGGUUACUGGCUGUGGGGGUCGUGUUGGGAGAGGGGGGAGGGUCCCCCCACCCCGGCUUCCUUUGCUUCCUGCCAUCAAGAGCUCCUCUCCGGCUUCUUUCACUGGGCUCUGAUGACUCAGUGACCUGAGGUUGCCCUGCAGGGCAGCCUUCUGGGAUUGAGCCCCGGGAGUGGAGGAAUGGGCUGAGUGAGGGAACAAAGGCGUGACCCUUUCUGCCCACGUCCCCCCAUGGGGCCUUUCCCUAGAGAAGAACAAUGCAAGGUGCCGGCAGAAGGAAGAAGACGGCUUCCACCUGUCCACUCUCGCCAUCUCUCUCUCACUAGGUUCUCUCUAGUUUCUCAAGCAAUAGUUCUAGCCUGCCUGAGGCCUCUGACAAGCUCCAGCCGUCCACCCGUGAGGUGCCAGGCAGCCAACGACAGAAGCUUCCCCAACGUGUGUUGUCCCUAGAUGUGCUCUUGUUGCUUGGCGUUCGGGGGGGACAGGGAGCAGGCCCCCAGGCCUGCCCUGCCUUCCGGGCCGGAGUUUCAGACACUGGUUUCUUGGAAAAUGGAGAGAAGCGAAUUUUUGCACAGAUGUUGUCAACAAGUCCCAAUUUGCCACUUGGUAUCGAGUACACUGGACCCUGACCGCUGGCUCUUGGGAAAACGUCCUUUCUGCUCAGGCCCUGCGGCCACGCUGGCCUGGCCCUGCCCUCCCUUCCUGGAGGGAUGGCCAGGGAAGGAGCAAACAGAACUGACACCUUUGGAACCACAGAAUGUGUUCAGCGCAGACUUCCUGGAGGGCAUAAGUUAUUGUAAACGUUUAUAUUUUGUUUUUUGGAUUUUUUUUUUUUUUUUUGCCAACCACUGUUCAACAGCCCUGCUAGAUUUUGUAUGAUGCUGAAUUAUUAUGUAGAUUAAUUCCACCCAGUUGAGACACACCCAUGCUUGGUACACUUGUAUUUAUUGAAAACUGUGGAUUCUUGCCCCAUGAUGCCCCUUGCAUUUACGUUAAGCACUGAUCACUUAUCAUUCAUGAGGUAUGGUUCCCACCCUCCUUCCCGUCCCUUGUACACAUUCUGGUAUGAAUUGUAAAAAAUAACCUGCUCCACAUGGGUCGGAUGUUUGUGUCUGGGAUGCGAAACCGAGGCCGGCAUUUUAGCCGAGGGGGCACCUGCUCGGCCGAGGAACAGGAGAGAAAUCACCGAUUUGGGCUCUCAGAGCUAAGACACACUUACUGAUUCUGUUGCACAUUUUGCACUGGUUUAUGGCGAUUGUUUUCUCGGACGGAUAGUGUAAAAUAAACUUCUCUGUUCUGUA
Molecule: messenger RNA, 4059 nt
Organism: Oryctolagus cuniculus (rabbit)
Lineage: Eukaryota; Metazoa; Chordata; Mammalia; Lagomorpha; Leporidae
Gene: SLC24A3
Product: solute carrier family 24 member 3
Biological process (GO): intracellular calcium ion homeostasis; calcium ion transmembrane transport
Cellular component (GO): plasma membrane
Molecular function (GO): calcium channel activity; calcium, potassium:sodium antiporter activity
Source: RefSeq, a predicted model, not a curated record